Linnemannia hyalina is the source of this 1647-nucleotide messenger RNA. NCBI's taxonomy places the organism in Eukaryota, Fungi, Mortierellomycota, Mortierellomycetes, Mortierellales, Mortierellaceae. The record is from the annotation of a GenBank genome assembly.
AUGGGGCGCAAAAGUGGCAGGAGUCUUAAUCCAGCGGAUCAAUACCGCAAGGAGCAGCACAAGAGGGAGAUCAAAAAGAACAAGCAAGAUCGUAAAAAAGUCCGCGAACUUGGAACCGUACUCAGGGAUACAACGACAGAGGGUGAUCUUGCAGAGUAUGAGGAGCUGGAAAAGAAUGGCAAACUAGACAAGGAGGGCGCCAAAAAGCUGGCAGAGCUGAGAGAAAAGAUGACCAAGAUCAUCGAGGUCAAGAAGGCGCACGGAAUCAAAAUCAAGCCAAAAAAAGUGGAAGCGCCGAAACCAGUGUCAGUGGAUGAACCAGUGCGGGACCCAACACGCUCGAUUUACUAUGACCCUGUGUUGAACCCUUUCGGAGCACCACCUCCCGGUCAACCUUACCUGGAAUAUCCGCCACUACCACCGCCCGAGGUCCCUCUAGGACAAGGCAUGGCACCAGGAUUGGAUCAACAGCAGCAGCAACAAAAGCAAUCAGAGGACGGCUCGGGAUCUGAUUCGGACGACUCUGGUUCGGAUUCUGAUUCUGAUUCUGACUCGGACUCGGACACAAGUUCUGGAUCGGAAUCAGAAGAUGAGGACGAUGAGAACUACAUGCCACCUCUUCCCGAAGGAGCAGCGCCCACAAAGCAAGACCAGGACAGAUACCUCGAACCCACAAAGGCAAAGCCAAGCAUCGACAUGCGGAUACAAUAUCAUCAUCAGCGACCACAUAUGCAUGGAAUGCAACCCCCAAGAUUAAAGGAAGUCCUCCUAUGGGAUUUCAGCCACAGUAUGGGAACGUAUACCCGCCAGGACGGCCAGGACCUGGACAAGGACACCCACCAGGAUAUGGGCCUCCAGGAUAUGGGCCUCCAGGAUAUGGACCGCCUGGAUAUGGACCUCCAGGGUUUGGGCCUCCAGGUGGUGGCUUCCGUGGCCCUGAAGCCCCUGGAGGAUUUGGAUCGCCUGGGCAUCACCAACGGCCGCCUUAUGCCGGACUUCCACAUACCCCACGACCCUCUCGACCUCCUUCACAGCGCCCUCCACCCAGGUCAUCUUCCACCGGACGAAAAGGAGAAGAAACGCCAAGAGGAGAACAAGGAAACCAGCACACCUGCAGCUCCCCAUCCUCUUCCCCCAAAGCCAACGGCCGCUCAAGUUCUUGCCAAGCCAGCUGUUGUUGCAGGACCAACGAGUAUUUCAGCAGAACCUCAACUUCGUAACCUACAGAAGGAGCUGGUUCAUCUCGUGCCUUCGGCUAUUAUGCGGAAACGAGUCACUCAAAAGGGAAAGAUUGGCAGACCUGUCAAUGCUGCACCGGGUAUUGAGGAAGACUAUCAAUCAGCUACCUCUUCUUCCUCCGCAACAACUGCAACUGCCACAACGACGACAGCAUUAGCUUCGCAAGGAUCAAGCGAAAACUCGCGUCAGAGUGAGAAGGCGGAGGAGGAGGGACAUCGGGAGACGGCGUUAGGCCUGCGACUUCCCAAGAUCAAUCUGGCUCCUAGUGUUCCCAGCUUUCUAUCGUCGAGCCGAAUGGUGAUUAAUAGCGCGCCCGAGGUCCCAGCAGCGCCUGUUGACAAGGUGGCCAAGAAGAAGGCCGAGUAUGAUGAAUUCAUGCAAGGGCUUGAAGGUGAUGGCCUCUUGUAA